UUAAACAUUGUAUAGUCAAUGUAUAUACACAAAUAUAAAGUAUUUGAAUGUCUAUUUAUAUAUUGCUGGCAUAAUAGAUACAUUGAAGUGUGCAGGGAGCAAAGUGUAGCCUGAUGAGAGCUUCGUAAAACGAGGGAUUUAUUCUGGUCUCUAGGAUUAAACACCUUUUCAGCUUGGGACGGAUUGUGAGAAACUGUUGUAAUGAGACUAGAUGUGAGGGGACUAGAUGUGAGGGGCUAGUUGUGAGAGAAUAGUUCUGAGGAAUUGACUGUGUGGAAUUAAUCACGAAGGACUAAUUGUGAGGGACUAGAUGUACGGGACUAAUUGUGAGACUUGUGAGAGACCAACUGUGACGGGCUAGUUGUGAGGUACUUAACUUGACUGACUAGCUGUGAGGAUAUAGAUGUUCAACGCUCAAAUCUUUACUUUUGACCACAUUGGAAGACAUAGUUUUCCGAAAUUUCGAACAGUUUUGUUUUCAUUGCUUAAAAUAUUGACUUCCACAUCCAGAUCCACCCAAGUAAACUGGCGGAAGACAUUGCGAUGGUACAUAUCAAUCAGACUGGCAGCUUUCAAGAGUUGAACGGUUCCAAUGCCACUGGAUUCUGUAGGAUUUUCUCCGACUUCGCCGACAAGACAUCGCUAAAUGGCGUCCAGUUUAUCAAGGCAUCGUCCAGUCUCCCCGUCAAAGUCAUUUGGUCGCUGUUGUUGUCUGCUGCUAUUGGAGCCAUGAUCUUUCACCUCUACAGCAUGUUUACGAACUAUUUCGCUUAUACCAAACAUUCUCAGAUUGACCUGAGUUUCAGCAAACUUCCAUUCCCAGCUGUGACGGUGUGUAAUGUCAACAUAAUGAGGUCAUCGCAGAAAGACAAAGCUGGACAAGCCUUGCGUGAUCUGAUCAACGCCAUCAAUCCGCAACAGAUGAUGGAAAAGGCAAAAGACUGGAAACCCACUAUGGACUACAGCUCCGGUGGUGACGCUCGCAGGAUGGAUAACUUCUUAGACAACUUUAGCAUGAACAUGAGUUUUACUAAUGACAGAAUGGAAGCCCAAAACACUUAUUUUACUGAAACUUGCAAAGACUGCUGGGAAAAAGAAUCCACCAGUUCCAGCUCCAAUACCGUCGAGUACAACUUCAGAGAACUGUUCAACCGUGAAAGCGAGACCACUCGUGACAUUCUAGGGCACCAGGUACAAGACUUGAUACAACAGUGCUCCUUCGCAGGCAGGAAGUGUAUGCUGACCAACUUCUCUCGUCUGCACUCCACGAGUUAUGGGAACUGUUACGUAAUAGAGUACAACAAGUUUAUUUCCCGUAAAAGUGGACCGGAUGGAGGUCUGGAGUUGACACUGUUCUUGGAGACGGACGAGUAUAUUCCAGGAAUCACCAACGGAAGAGGCAUUCAAGUAGUCAUACAUCAGCCGGGUACUGUCCCCUUUCCAAAAGAUGAAGGAAUAGCAGUCGCUGCUGGAUCUCAGACUUUUAUUGGGUUACGAGUGGUCAAAGUGACACGUCUUGGGGAGCCUUAUAGCCCUUGUACAUCCACAGACAAUUUUGUGACAAAAUACAGUAAAACAUACACAAGAAAUACGUGUCAAAAGAUCUGCCAGGAGAUGUCAGUCAGGGACAAGUGUCAUUGUUACGAUGAGUCGGAGCUGGAGCUGUAUGACGUCAUAGAAAAUCCGACAGGUCUCAAACCGUGUCGGAACAUGUCACAGUUAAUGUGUGUUUCCAAAGUGGUGUUCCAAUACGAUGGUACAGACUCCUCCUGUGAAUGCAACAAUCCGUGCAGUGAGACAGUAUAUGCAAAGUCAAUAGCGUCUCGUCAGUGGCCAAGUCCCUCAUAUGCUGAUUUGCUGAUUCAAGCCAUAUGCCAGGAAAAACCAAACAGCACCUGCUCAGUACUGAAGAACAAAGAUAACCUUAACAAACUGGAGGACUUCAUCAAGCUCAAUAUUUACUUUGAAGAUCUGAAUUAUGAAGAACUGUCAGAACAGGAGGAUUACACGACCACACAGCUUCUCUCUGACAUUGGUGGUACCAUUGGACUUUGGAUCGGAUUGUCAGUCUUGAGUUUGUUUGAGUUGGUGAAUCUUGUCACUGAGCUGAUUGCUUAUCUUUUUUGUAUUAAACUGGGCAACCAUUGAACCGGUGUACCGACAAUUUAUGUAACCACCUUUUUUUUUUUAAAUUGUGGAGUGUCCUUCAUGGUGUCGUCCCUCUCCCCUUAUUCGAUCAUUUGUAAUUUUAUUGUAUAAUAAAACACUGAUCUAAAUGGUUACUGACGGUUAUAUAUUCUCGUAUUUUUACGACAAUUUAUUAAUAUUUAUGAAGUAUAUUACAAUUUGAAGAUUAUUGAGUCCAUUUGAAAACAUCUUAUAGUUUUAAAAUAUUGAAGCCUAUCUCAUUGAACUGUUGGCUCAUAUUUCUCACGGUUAUGGCCAAACUUUGUCACGGUGCCCCCGCUGCGGGGCAGAAGAGGAAACCGUGCCUCAUAUUCUGUUUGACUGCCCCAGACUUGCUGAUCUCCGCCUCAACAGGUCUGGGAAACCAAAACUUCUCGACCUGUAUGGUGACAUUUAUGCACUACGCAAGACAGCAGGGUUUCUGUCCAGGGCUUUUGCAAGACAGGAUUUGAGCCUCUAAAGUCCUCACUCAAAUGGAGUUUGAUGAUGAUGAUGAUGAUAAUCUCAUAGAACUGACUAAUUGUAACAUUUCAUUCAUCUGUGCUGAAACUUAUUUUACUGAAGUAAAUGCCAUUCCUUCCAUUACAUCAUUAUCUCUAGAAAUCUCCAUUUUCUUUCAUACUUUCUAAUUCUAUGGAAUUUACAUUCAUGGGAUGUGACAUUUUGGUAGUACUCUAUGUCAGAUAACAUAUCACGUGAUACAAGUUGACAAGCUCGACCUCCCGGUGUAAACGUGCUAGCCACCAAGUCAAAGUUUUGACUCCACACAUUCACCAAGCGCCCACAAUAACCACACACACACAAUGAUUCUAAUAUACGUAAUAAAUUUAUUUUAAAAAAAAAAACAAUCACAGAAGCGUAUUACGAAUUAUCAUUUUAUUUGAUAUUUUGAGGAUAGAAUUUUUUUUUUAGUUACUUCCCUUGAGUUAUACUGAACCAGUCUUGUAGCAUGUUGUUUAUCCCCCUUAAUAGCAACUAAAAAAAUAUUUUAAAAAAGUCAUAUCAAAUAGGUAUUUGUACAUUGGAGACUGCUAAGCAUAUUGGAUAGCACUGCUUCCCUCGUUAUGAAAUAAAAGUGUCAAUGUACCUAACUAUCUAUAUUCUUAAAGCAAGAUUAAUAUUUUUAAUGCUCAGCUUAAAAUGAAUUGAUUUAUGUAAGUGUAAUUGUUCACUCCACUGGGAACGCAAUACUAUACAAUAUACUUACAUUUAUAUUGUAACCAUUUUAUUAUUUUGGUGGUGGUGACUAGCACAAAUAUUUACACUAUUUAUUUCCUUAAUUAUGAAGUUUUGAAUCUUAGUUGUAACAAGCUAUUAUUGAUUCGUCUGAAUGAUUGUAUAAAUGUGAAAUUUAAUAAAUUUAUUUGUAUAUACCGAUAUAUUAUGUUGCCAAAGUGUAAUAAACUUGGAUUUUUUAAAUGCUAA
Molecule: messenger RNA, 3612 nt
Organism: Biomphalaria glabrata
Lineage: Eukaryota; Metazoa; Mollusca; Gastropoda; Planorbidae
Product: amiloride-sensitive sodium channel subunit alpha-like
Exons: 16
Coding region: 544-2148 (534 amino acids)
Biological process (GO): sodium ion transmembrane transport
Cellular component (GO): membrane
Molecular function (GO): ligand-gated sodium channel activity
Source: RefSeq, a predicted model, not a curated record